CCGCAGCGCCUGGUUGCCUUGACAAAGGAGUACUGCGACUUCCAGGGAGGAAAAGAACCAUGCAUGCAAAAGCGGGCCGCCGACCACGCGGCCCUCUCAGUCCCCCACUCACUCGGGAAUGUCAAAAUAAAUGCCUUUUAGCUCGAGGACUGCCUUGAGCGACUUCGUUAAACCUGCAUGAGGUCACAAGUGAGGCGAGUCCCAAGUGAAGGAAGCGGGCCAGCGCUGAGGCCAAGCAGAGGUUAAGUUGUGUUCUUCAUGUUCGUGUCACAGAGGAUUUUAUAACAGUCUUCAGUCUCAUCCGAGACUGCUGCCCAUUGACUGCUGCCCAAUGGCUGCUGCCCAUUGUCUCAGCAGCUCGGAAUUGCUCCAGAGACAGUUCCUCACCUGUUUCCUUGCAAACCCACACUAUGGCAGCCUCAUUAACGCAGACGGCCACGCUGAAGUGUGGACAGAUUGGAAUGAUAUGUCCAAGUUUUUCCAGUAUGGAUGGCGAUGCACCACUAAUGAGGAUGCCUAUUCAAACCGUACCCUUAUGGGCAACUGGAACCAGGAAAGAUACGACCUAAGGAACAUUGUUCGGCCCAAACCCUUGCCUUCCCAGUUUGGACACAACUUUGAAACAACAUAUGGUACAAGCUUCAACAACAAAAUGCCACUUUCAACCCAUAGAUAUAAACGAGAGCCUCACUGGUUUCCAGGACAUCAACCCGAGCUGGAUCCUCCUCGAUACAAAUGCACAGAAAAGUCAACUUACAUGAGUAGCUAUUCAAAACCUCAAGUUGGGCAUCACUGUGUGUGUGUGUGUAAUCAAAAUAACUGCCAAUUUCAGGGUCCAGGAAUCUAAGAAAGAAUAAGAAGCCUUCAUUUUUUCAGAGUAGAAUGUUGGAGGGAUCAAAUUCUAAGCACAACCAAGAAUUUAGCAGACUGUAGCACAGUUUCACUCUCUGAAUAAAUAAAGCA
Molecule: messenger RNA, 963 nt
Organism: Rhinolophus ferrumequinum (greater horseshoe bat)
Lineage: Eukaryota; Metazoa; Chordata; Mammalia; Chiroptera; Rhinolophidae
Gene: CFAP68
Product: cilia and flagella associated protein 68
Exons: 4
Coding region: 332-847 (171 amino acids)
Cellular component (GO): nucleus
Source: RefSeq, a predicted model, not a curated record